Molecule: messenger RNA, 5122 nt
Organism: Esox lucius (northern pike)
Lineage: Eukaryota; Metazoa; Chordata; Actinopteri; Esociformes; Esocidae
Gene: cpsf6
Product: cleavage and polyadenylation specific factor 6
Exons: 12
Coding region: 60-1997 (645 amino acids)
Biological process (GO): mRNA alternative polyadenylation
Cellular component (GO): mRNA cleavage and polyadenylation specificity factor complex
Molecular function (GO): mRNA binding
Source: RefSeq, a predicted model, not a curated record
UUCCUGUUUGCAUUUUGUCUUGUUCAGUCGGUCGGUUGGUGGAGGAGGCGGACUGGAAAAUGGCUGACGGCGUCGAUCAUAUCGACAUCUAUGCCGAUGUUGAAGAGGAGUUCAACCAGGAGUCGGACUACCCCGUUCACGACCAGAUAGACCUGUACGAUGAUGUCAUUUCUCCGUCGGCCAACAACGGAGACGCACCUGAGGAUCGGGACUACCUGGACAACCUGCCCCCGCCUGCAGGCUCUGAGGGGAACAAGGUCGCCACGCCCAACGUGGUCUACACAUACACUGGCAAGCGGAUCGCCCUCUACAUCGGCAAUCUUACAUGGUGGACGACUGAUGAAGAUUUGACCGAAGCCAUCCGAUCAAUAGGCAUUAGUGACGUGCUUGAAAUCAAGUUUUUCGAGAACCGAGCAAACGGACAGAGUAAAGGGUUCGCCCUUGUGUGUGUGGGCUCGGACGCGUCCUCCAGGAAGCUUAUGGACCUGUUGUCCAAACGGGAAUUACACGGACAGAACCCAAUCGUCACCCCCUGCAACAAGCAGUCUCUCAGCCAGUUUGAGAUGCAGUCUCGGAAAAGUCCAGGUACAUCGGGCGGACAGAUGUCCGGAGAGGGGAAGGCGGGCCCCCCCACCAUGGGCCCCCGCGGCGGCUUCCCCAUGGGAAGGGGCCGAGGCCGCUUUCCUGGCCCGCCCGGCCCCGGAGGGGACCGCUUCCCCGGACCCAUCGGACCUGGAGGUCCCCCGCCACACUUCCCGGGGUCGGGGAUGAGGCCACCCGAACUCAUUAACCAUAGGCACCAAGAUGGCCACCUGAUGGAUAUGAAUUUCAAUUGCUUCCCGCCGGGACGUGAUGGGAAUUGGCGACCCAGAGGUGGUAUGCAGGGUCCUCCUCGCCCCCCUCCCGGCCCACCGGGCCCCCCUGGGCCCCCAGGACCCCCUCCCCCAGGACAGGGCCUCCCUCCUCCCAUGCAGGGUCCCCCCAAUCGAGGCGACCGGCCCCCGCCGCCGGUCAUGUUCCCCGGUCAGUUUGGCCAGCCGCCCAUGGGCCCUCUGCCCCCUGGCCCACCCCCACAUGGUUUCGGGCCGCCCCCCGGGCCCCCUCCACCCCAACAGGGCCCUCCGCCCCCUGGUCAUUUCCCGCCUCGGCCCCCUGGUCCUCUUGGGCCUCCGCUAGCCCUUGCCCCUCCUCCGCACAUGCCAGGCCCCCCGCCAGGAGGUCCCCCUCCGGCUCCCCAUGUCAACCCGGCAUUCUUCCCUCCUCCCGGGGGGCCCAACAACAUGGGAGGGCCCCCUGGAGGGGAUAACAGAGGCCCCAACGGACCCAACGACCCCUACGGACGCCCGCCUCCAUAUGACCGCGGGGACUUCGGACCUGCCGGAAGUAACCAGCGCCCCCUGCUAAUCCGUGAGUUUGACCGCAGGCCCCCCCCGCCCCGCGGCGGCCCGGGCCCCUGGAUUAACGAGGGUUUGGGCGAUCUGAAAAAUGGCGGCCAACACUUGCACAGUGCAAGUGACCCAGGGGACAUGGAAUCGGCGCGGACCCCACUCAGCGAGGCCGAGUUUGAGGAGAUAAUGAACCGCAACCGAGCCAUCUCCAGCAGCGCCAUCUCCAGGGCGGUGUCGGAUGCUAGCGCAGCUGACUACGGCAGCGCCAUAGAGACUCUGGUGACGGCUAUCUCCCUGAUCAAGCAGUCGAAGGUGUCGGCUGAUGACCGGUGCAAAGUGCUCAUCAGCUCUCUGCAGGACUGCCUCCACGGCAUUGAGUCCAAGUCUUACGGCUCCGCGUCCAGUUCUGUCCCCAAAAGACGCGAGAGAUCGCGGGAGCGGGACCACAGCCGAUCCCGGGAAAAGAGCCGACGCCACAAGUCCCGUAGCCGCGACCGCCACGAAGAUUACUACCGCGAACGCAGCCGGGAGCGAGAGCGUCACCGCGGCGACCGGGACAGGGAACGCGAGCGGGACAGGGACCGCGAGAGGGAGUACCGGCACCGCUAAUGAAGCCUAUGGAAGAGGACUGGGACGAGGACGCCGCGUCACAACCAGCAGGCCCUAUUUCAGGAGCGCCUCCUCCGCCUCGUCAACUAGUACCUCUGUCUGUCUCCAUGGUUACCAGGGGACUGACUACUUGGAAUUCGCUCACAGCUGUGUAAGGCUAUAAGUAGAGUUUUUUCAAAUCUAUACUCAUGGUAAAAAAAAAACUAAAAAAAAACAAACAAGAGAAACUCAACAGCGCUCUUUAUUUUUACUGACAUUUUAUUUGAUAUGAACGUAAAAUUGAUUACCUGUGUGAUGACAAGGUUCUUCAAGCUUUGCUAAAAUAAAAGUAUGACAUUUGCCUGCUCUGUUCCAAAAUAGAAAGCAAAAACAACUUUUUUGACUGCUAUAAUGUGUAAAUUUGUCAGGCUAGAAUUGUUUUUAUAAGGAGAUUCUUUGGUUUUUGUCUUCUUUUUUUUUUUUCUCCAUGUUCUUCCCAAUGUUUCUUGUUAGGAUAAUGUUUGUAAAUGUCUCUGCUUUGAUUAUUAUUAAAAUAGAUUCUGUGUUGUAAUAAACUGUUUACUGGGGUUUUGGCACUUCAUAAUCAUUUACAUUAGAUGUGUAUGUUUUUUCCUUCCUACAUUUUAUGGUAUUUGGCAAAAGUUCUGUACUAUCUGAAUAGUGACUUGAUGUAAUUUCAAGGUCACGUUAUUACCCAGAUUAAGUACAGUUGUCAAGUGUAUUUAAUAUUUUUUGUUUUAGAAUGACCAUAUUUGAUGCCUGGAAUUUGCUGAAAUUUCAUAUAGUAUUUUUGAGCCAAUAUUGCAAUGAACAAUGUUGUAAUAUUAGGUUUACUAGUCUGUGCCAAAUUAAAUUCUCCUUAGAGUUGUGCAAAUUUACCAAACAUUGUUUUUAGCUGUGGUAUAUUGUAUUCCAUUCAAACUUUAUUUAAAUUAAUUAUCUUUGCUGAAUCAUUUCAGUGAGCCAUUUGGGACGUUAUUAUUGGGCGAGGUGUAGUGCUGUAAAUCGGAUCAUUUUAGGAAAUUAUUUUUUCCCGUUUUUUAUUUUUUUUAUUUUAAUUUCUUGAUGUUUUAUGUUCAUUUACAUAACCAGAACGUAGAGUACAUUCCGAGGCUUCAUUAUCCAAACAAUGACAGUUAUAUCAAUAACUGGAUUAUUUUUUUUGUCAUAUGGGAUGCUAAAUUUACCAGUCUGGACAACACUGAUUUUGUUGGAACACCUAAAACAGAAUUAGUUUCCACUCUAUGAACUCAUGCUUUUAUAGUGUGCUGGCUUGCUUUUGCUGCCCUGGUUUCCUACUGAUUUGCGUGUCUUUCUGCUUUUGAUGAUGCAGGGCUGUAGUUUGUUAGUGUCUGGUCUGUGUUGACUAGCUUUGUCCUUUGUUGUGACAUACAUUCAGGGGCCUUGACAGCACCAACCAGCGCCAUUUGGCUGAAGCCCAUUUAUGCCUGGGAUCAGGCCCUGCUCUUGCAUCUGCUUGUGGUGGUUAUGCAAACAGUUCAGAGUAGAUGGACAUGGAUCAGUAGGAAGGUUAUUCAGGAUUUUAUUUGACUGCAUAACCCUGCCCUCCCCUCAGGGUGUAUCUCCCCACUCUUUUUUUUUUUUUCUCCAAAAGUAAAAUAGUAAGAUUUUUACUCCAUGUAGUUUAAUCUUGAAAUGUACUGAUAGCGUGUAGUGCUGUUCCCCUGCUUGUUGGUAGAGUUGACUUGUGUGCUGAAUCAUAGCCUCCACUCGAAAAUUAUAAACUAUACCAGUAAGAACUUGCCGGCACAAACACAAAUGUUUUAAAUCGAAAUGGCACAAUGAAAAACAGUUGAGUUGAAGACUGAUGUAUUUGACAUUUUUUUUAUUAGAUUUAACUUUGGUAAACUAAUCCUGUACAAAUUGUGCAUAACGAGCAACACAUCUGGAUGUUUUGAGUCCUUUUACAUUUUUAUAUUACAGUUAAUGUACAAAAUGCAUUAGGUGAUGGUAUAACUGUAAUACUAUGUUUAUAGCUCCUAUCGAAAGGGGGUGAAGGCUUUAUCUAUUCACUGCCAAUUUGAUUGCAUUUGAGGCCAAAGAAUUUUACAGCUGAAAGGAGUCAUUUAGAAUAGAACUGAUAUAAAGUUUUGAAAGGUCAAUACUGUACAUAUACACGCACGGUAUUAAUCAUACUCUGUGUCUUUCAAAUUUGUCAUUUUGUAUAUAGAAGAAUGCAUCAAUUUUCACAAGUUAUUGCCUUGAGCGAUUUAGAAAAAUCGCAACCAAGGUUUUGUGAUGACGUCUUUUAGGUAAUCAGUUUCUCUCUGACAUCUGUGACGUUGAAGAAAUUUUACUAUUUUUUAAGGUCCACUGUCUUGUUUGAGUGUGUUCAAUAAACUAGAAUUCGCCAUCUCUGAAAUCAGUCUUUGUGAACCAUUAGGCCAAAUGCUACUUUUCUGUGCAAUUUUAUCUAAUGUACUAAUUGAAUCAAUUAAAUGCAAUAAACAUGAUGGAGUAGGACAGCAGCAUAUUUUACAAGGUCUGUUGAAGUUAUGUUUGUGAAAGGUUUGUGCAGCCUACUUGCCAAAACAUAACCUGCUGUUCUUUUCUCAGGGUAAGUGUUGUGACCAGGUUUGGGGUCAAUUCUGGAAGUACUCUCUAAUGUUAGAAUUUCUUUUUUAUUAGGAACAUUUGGAAUUUUAUCCCAGCCCUGGUCGUGACAUCCUUUCAAAAAAGGUUAUAGACCGAUCAAGUCCAUUUUCUCAUGUUUACACUUGGCCAUUUAAAAGAAAAUGAUGGAUUGUGCUUGAGGCUGUCGUGUUUUCUUAUCUUCACAGUAUCGUGGCAUUGACCCAAAGGUAAGUUGUCGGUUGCAGAUCCAAGGUCAUUUGGCUGCAAGUCAAACGUUUUAAAAUAUCGAAAUUUAGAACUGUAAAGCAGUGCAGACAUGGAAUUACAAAUACAUAAAUUAUUAAAUACGUUACAAUUUUAUUAGAUUGACCAAAAAUAAGGUACUUAACCUUAAACAAAUGGUGGGUGAGGUCGUGUUUCUAUCAAAAUAUAAUUAUCAACAUAAGACGGAUGAUGGAUAUAGGUCAAAAGCUGAUGUCCCAUGUGUGAUUGGAUUGUGUGCCUUACCAAAAAUAAAACCCUUGAAAUUA